AUACGCGUCCGGUAACCGUACGUCGAUUAGACGUCCGGCAAUGACGUCAUGGGGUUGCGGGAACCUGGAACGCCUUUACUACAACAAUACCAUCACCAACCAUCGGUGGUCGUGGUGUAGUGGAUAAGAUGCUCGGCUGAUAUGCAAGAGGUCCAGGGUUCGAGUCCCAUUGGUGACAUUAACUUUUUGUCGAAGAUUUUGCAUUGAAUACCAUUUAUUCUUAACUGUACAUCUUUAAUUAGAAUUUUUGGCAUUUAUAAUUUUCUAAUAGAGAAAGAAUUUAACCUUAAUUCGAUUUUUUCAUUAUCAGCAAGUUUGGUUGGUUAGGUUAGGUUAUGACAGUAAUUGCCGGACGUCUAAUCGACGUACGGUUACCGGACGCGUAUCCUCUGCGUAAAAAUUAAUUAAGCUACAUCUUAAGAUGGGUGUGUUUAUGGGGAUAGCCUCUGUGUUCCUAGGAUGUUGCAGCAACGUGGUGUUUUUGGAAUUACUGGUCAAAGAAGACCCAGGGAGUGGAAACCUAAUAACGUUUGCACAGUUUCUUUUUGUGGUUGUGCACGGAUUUAUAUUUACGAUGAAGUGGGGUACGAAGAAACCAAAUAUUAGCAUAUGGAACUACACAGUUCUCGUAGUGAUGUUUUUUGUUGUCAAUGUUUUCAACAACUACGCUUUUGAUUUUAACGUAGCGAUGCCUUUGCACAUGAUCUUCAGAGCAGGUUCCUUGAUCGCCAAUAUGAUUAUGGGAAUCAUAAUUUUGAAGAAAACAUACUCACUCUCCAAAUAUGUAUCUGUUGGACUGAUCACCUUGGGUAUUGCAAUUUGUACAGUAAUAUCUGGUCAAGAUGUAAAAAAAACUGGUCCGGUCCGAGAAGACGCUAAGCCUACAACAGAAGUGGAAGAUUUCUUCUGGUGGAGUAUUGGAAUCCUCCUGUUGACAACUGCACUGUUUAUGUCUGCCCGAAUGGGUAUAUAUCAAGAAGAGCUUAACAAAAAAUAUGGCAAGAAUCCAAAAGAGGCACUAUAUUUUACACACUUGUUGCCUCUUCCAGCGUUUGCUCUACUCUACAACAACAUCUACGAACAUCUGAUGAUCACAGUCAACAGCACACCUAUGCAGAUCCCCGUGCUACCAGUGGCUGUACCAAUACUGCUGGUUUACUUGUUGGGCAAUGUCGUCACUCAAUACCUCUGUAUCAGCUCAGUCUAUUACCUCACAUCUGAGUGCUCAUCGCUGACCGUGACGCUCGUCAUCACUCUACGCAAGUUUGUCAGCUUACUCUUCAGCAUCUUGUACUUCAAGAACCCGUUCACCAUCUACCAUUGGGUUGGCACCACGAUGGUCUUUGUAGGGACACUCAUCUUCACAGAAGUUCCUCAGAAGAUACUACAGUCUUCAUCAGCGCCUGCCAAGGCAAAGAAAGCUCAGUAGAAUAUGUAAAAAAGGGGUAUUAUUUGAUAUUUAAGCUUAUAUGAAUUACUAUUGUUGACUGUGGCCUGUUGAGGGUGAAACAGGUCUUAAGUAACCUUUAAGAGUUUUUUGUAUAGUCAAAUUUUCACUUAGAAAUUUGAAGCAACUUUUUGCACAGUUGGUGGUUUGAAUGCACCGUUCGUUUGGUGGCUUAAAAUAGCAGCUAUACAAAUUAUAUUAUUUUCAAAAACAAGAUAUAACCGCAACAUAACUACUCUUCCUGCAAGCGUCAAACUUAUCGACCUCACCACCAUCAAUCCACCAAGAUUAAAAACACUUUACAGGGAUGCUCUGGACUAAAAUCUCAGUUCAGGAUGUGAUCCUUUUCCUGUAAAUUUUUGGGAUAUACAGCCAAUUUUUUUUAAAUAGUAUUUUUAUUUCAAGAUAAAAUUGGGUAGUAAAACUGUAAAACAACAUGGUUGAAUUAUAUGUUUAACUGGAAUUUUUGAAAAAGAAUAGAGUUAAGCCACCCAAACGCUAUUCCUUUUAAACAAAUUCGUAGCCAAAUGCAUUUCCUUUAAAAAUAUUACCUUAUAUUUAACAGGCAACCGAAACCUGUGUAAAAAAACUUAAGAAAUGAUUGUAAAUUUAACACAGACAUAUUAAUUUUGUUAAAAAAAUCAAUAGGGCUUAGUUGGCUAAUGCUAGUACUGCACAGUUAAUUAUAAAUUAUACAAAAGUAGAUGAUGGAUGAGACUACAAACCGUCGUGAAAUCCAAAAUAACUCUAUAUAACUCUAUAUACUUCUAUAUCAAUAUAGGCGUACUAUUUAACACCUGCUAAAAAUAUGCUUCUACAACCAAUUAAAUUGUUGCAUUGCCCUCUAAAAUUCUUUUCCUUCAAUUUAAUACAGAUUUGGUUGUGACGAGUCAAUUUUUUCAUCCUAUAAAAGGCCACUCUGGGGCUUGGAAGAUAUUUGACUAUGAAUAAUUUUGAUGUUAUAUUAUUUAAUGUUUGUCCGUCCAAAAAGCAUUUAACCAAUUUAGCUGAUAUUGCUUAGGUCUCUGUUUUUUUUAUUGAACCCUAUUUUACAAAUAGUAACUGACAAUAACUUUGACAACAUAACCUUUGACUAUUGAUUGAUAUAACUAAAACUGUCCUCACAUGAUUCAAGAGGAUGACAGAUCUACAAAAGGAGUAGCUUUAACACAUUCACUACCAGGUCUCACAAAGCUCCUCAUACAGAGGAGUGAGGCGACUGGUAGGUAACUUGUUAGUCUUUUAUGUAACUUAAGUUAAAAACCUAAAACAUUUUGUCAGUAUAUAUUUUUGCUCAAAAUUAGAAACAGGGUCAUCAACUCUAGAGGAGGAGUAUAGUAUACAAUCAAGGUGUGUUCAACGUUCAACUUACUUGUAAUAAUAGAUAUUGUUUGUAGUGUUCCUCUUUUCACUUUUGCCCUAUAAUUUAGCACAUGUAAGUAAAUUAAUGACUGUUAACAAAAUGAGCGGUGACCAGUUUUUAAUGAUUGUUUGCUAUGCAAUCAAAUAACAAAAUUAUGUAAAAUUUUUGAAGAUGUAAUUUUGGCUAAAUUAAGUUUAUCCUGUAAGUAUCUUAUUUUAUGUAAGGGUCUUAUUUUUACUUUGUUAAAAUUUUACUGUGUACAGAAAGUUUCUAUAUCUGACCCUCCCAGUUGAUGUUCACCCUAUUUUGUUUUGCAUGUAUACCAAAGCUGUAACAGCGAGACAACUCUUUUUGUCGUUCCUGACUGUACUCAGAAAAUACACGUCAGGGUUUUAGGGAUUUUCCCUUGAAUGUAUGCAUACCACAUAUUUUGCCAAUUAUGCUCAUUUCCACAUACCUCUCUGAUAACCUUCACGUUUCAGUGCAAACUGAGACUUGUUGAGUGGAUGAGCAUCGCUUUAUCAAAGAUUUUACAGUUGUGGGAUUUUAUUUUAUCACUUUUUUAUGUUAUAUUUGUGAUAAUGGGGUUGAAAUAAAAACAAGUUAGGGCUUAUAAUGAAAGACAAACUUAAUAAACACUUUGCCAAUUAAUUGUGUAAUUUGUUGACAUUUUUACAAUUUUGUAAUUAUUUUUUGUUUUUAGUUUCUUUAACCUUGAUGUGACCAAUUUAGAACAGACAAU
Macrosteles quadrilineatus (aster leafhopper) is the source of this 3552-nucleotide messenger RNA. Its product is annotated as UDP-xylose and UDP-N-acetylglucosamine transporter-like. The record is from RefSeq and is a predicted model, not a curated record. Gene Ontology annotation, biological process: transmembrane transport. Gene Ontology annotation, molecular function: UDP-xylose transmembrane transporter activity; UDP-N-acetylglucosamine transmembrane transporter activity. Lineage: Eukaryota; Metazoa; Arthropoda; Insecta; Hemiptera; Cicadellidae. The coding region runs from base 422 to 1429 and encodes 335 amino acids. Gene Ontology annotation, cellular component: endoplasmic reticulum membrane; Golgi membrane. The transcript has 8 exons.